GCUCCGCCCGCCCAGUCGGCGCACGGGGAAGGGCUCAGCGCUGGCAGGCGGGGAGCGCGCUCUCCGGCCCGGCCGCGGCAUGCGUGCGCUGUUCGGCCUGUUCCUGGUAUUCGGCGGCUGCACCUUCGCGCUGUACCUGCUGUCCACUCACCUGCCCGUGGGGCCGAGGCUGGCAUCGGCCGAGGAGCCCCAAGGCCGGUCACUGUGGUUCCCCUCAGAUCUAGCCGAGCUGCGGGAGCUCUCCGAGGUCCUUCGAGAGUACCGGAAGGAGCAUCAGGCCUAUGUGUUCCUGCUCUUCUGCAGUGCCUACCUCUACAAACAGGGUUUUGCCAUCCCUGGUUCCAGUUUCCUGAAUGUUUUGGCUGGUGCCUUGUUUGGGCCAUGGCUGGGACUUUUGCUGUGCUGUGUGCUGACGUCAGUGGGUGCCACAUGCUGCUACCUGCUUUCCAGUGUUUUUGGCAAACAGCUGGUGAUCUCCUACUUUCCUGAUAAAGUGGCCCUGCUGCAGAGGAAGGUGGAGGAGAACAGAAGCAGCCUGUUCUUUUUCCUGCUGUUUCUCAGACUCUUCCCCAUGACACCAAACUGGUUCUUGAACCUCUCAGCCCCGAUUCUGAACAUCCCCAUUGUGCAGUUUUUCUUCUCUGUGCUUAUCGCAUCUUCAAGCCAGCCACUGGAAGUAGUCUACGCUGAUUUCAAACCUCCUCUAGCUGGAACAUGAAACCCAUACAGUACUUUUGGAACAACUAAGGAUUGUUCAUUCUGUGCCCACAUUGAGGCUUCCUGUGUGCCCACUGGGACUGGACUGGGUCAUCUCUGUAGACCACAUGACUUGGCUCCAAGAAGUCCUACCAGGCUGAAGGGCUGGCAUAGAGCAAGGACUUCCUUUCUGGCACCAGCCCCUUUCACUAAGGGGCCUUAGGCAGGGCUGGCAUCAGGAAGGCUCCUAUCUUCUGAGAAUGGCAUGGCCAUGCUUUGCCUCAGGAAAUUGCAUAACUAGAUUAGAGCUGGGGUUAGGAGCAAGUUAAAGUGAUCGCAUCCCACCCAUCUGUAGUGUAACCCUCUCACUGCAGUAAACCACCCCCCUCCUUAAACCAGGGGCAAAGAUGUUCAGCCCUUUCUUAGGUCUGUGGAGAAUGAUAUCCAGGGGUUUAUGUCGGAGUUAACAAAUGUGCAGUGGGGCAGGUGCUAUUAAUAGGAAUGUCUGAGAGAUGGGAGGAGGCUGACCACAGCCAGUUCUUACAGCAGCUCGCUGAGUGCCUCAGCGCCUCAGCUAAUGGCGGUUAAAAGUUCAUCAUUACCCAAGUGACACCAGCGUGGAAAGACACUGGAGACAGAGUUCCUUCCUAAGGGCCAACUUGAACAAUCUGAUCAUUAGUACUUCACUGAAGUGAGGGUUAUCGGGGUCCCAGCCAAUCAGAAACUCAUGAGGGGCUGGGGCAGAGCCUCCUAAAAUUCGGUCUCCUGGGCUUUACCUCAGAAGCAAGGAACUAGAUUCUUUGAAUGUGUUUUGUUUUAUUUGUUUGUGAUAUGGCUGUGUUAUGUAGCCAAGGCUGGCUUUAAACUUUCAGUUUUUUUCUCAGUCUUUCAAGUGCUAGGAUUACAGGCAUCCACUACACUUGGCUUAUGAUUUCUUUUUGAGAUGGGGUCUCGUGGUGGAGCUCUGGCUGGCUCUCAGUUUGCUAUGUAGACCAGGAAGUCUUGGAACUCACAGAAAUCCAUUUGCCUUUGCCUCCUGAGUACUGGUACUAAAGGUGUGCUCCGUUAUGUCUGACUUAGGUCUUUUCCCUUUUUCCUUAAGCAUUACAGGGUUAUUGGGUGUUGUUUUUGUUUUUGAGACCAAGUCUCAGCAUAUAGUCCAGGCUGGCCUUGAAUUUGUUGCUAUUCUCCUGCCUCAGCCUCCGGAUUACUGAAAUUAUAAGCAUGUGCCACCAAGCCUGACUCUGAGGAGUUUUUAAUGCCAUCUGAGCUACUGGACAGACUCAGGAGUUCGGAGCCUUGCCGAAUUCUUAGAGUGCAGACCAUUACAUAGUUGUACUUUGAAGAAACUUGUUUGUUGGGUUUUGAAACACUUUAACACACACUGAAGAUUCCGUGUGUCUCGUUUGGCUCUUGGGUCCCACCUUCAGCAGGUGCACAGACUCCAGCAUUUCCCAGCUCACUCUCUGAGUAGUUAUCUUUUUCUGUGUGAGUAGUAAAUUUUCCUUAUUAUAAUGUAUAUAACAUAUAUUUGUGUGGCCCCUCUUAAGGCCUUUGCUGGGUAAGGCAGGUGUGUAUAGGAAGUGCAGGGAGAAAAGGAAGGAGGUGGAAUGCUAGGGGUUGAGAAUGGGGCAGACAGCUGGAGUCGCUGUUUGGUUCCCUGGCCAUCAUCUAGUGCUCUUACCUACCCCCUCACCCCAUUAAUGCACCACCUC
This is a messenger RNA of Cricetulus griseus (Chinese hamster), 2411 nucleotides long. Lineage: Eukaryota; Metazoa; Chordata; Mammalia; Rodentia; Cricetidae. The record is from RefSeq and is a predicted model, not a curated record.